Misgurnus anguillicaudatus (oriental weatherfish) is the source of this 2197-nucleotide messenger RNA. It is a transcript of the gene slc39a5, whose product is annotated as solute carrier family 39 member 5. Gene Ontology annotation, biological process: intracellular monoatomic cation homeostasis; zinc ion import across plasma membrane. The record is from RefSeq and is a predicted model, not a curated record. Gene Ontology annotation, molecular function: monoatomic cation:bicarbonate symporter activity; zinc ion transmembrane transporter activity. Gene Ontology annotation, cellular component: plasma membrane. NCBI's taxonomy places the organism in Eukaryota, Metazoa, Chordata, Actinopteri, Cypriniformes, Cobitidae.
AUUUUUUUAGGAUUUGCAUGUUUUUGAUAAAAUGUGUAACUUGAAGGCUACUGUAUGUAAGUCACUUUGAAUUAAAGCAUCUGCCAAAUGCAUAAAUGUAAAUCUAAGUAGAUUCGGUGUAGAAAUAUGCCUAUCGGCUUCAUGAAGAAACCUUGUACCAGAUACCUGACAGUUUGGGGGUGGUGAGAAGGUGUUGAGUUCACUUCAGUCAUUAGGCAAAGCAAGUUGAUCAAUGCCUUCCCGCCGUGUGAUCUCUGAUAAGCUUAUACAAAGCUGCAUGCUGAUGAAACAUUAACCUCAGCUUCACUAAAACAUUAUGAUGAAUCUCCUGAGUUCACACUAGAUACUAGAAGAGCGGAUUGUGCAGAACAUGUAACCAGUUAAAGAGACUGCAGGGAGUGGACAGACAGUCAGGAUGAAAAUGAGCUUCAAACUCGUGCUUUACUGUAUCAGUUUUGUAAUAAUCGCACCCAUCAUAUUGGGAACUCAUGCCAAUAAUGGCCAUAUCCACAAACCCAGGAUGUUGAACCAAAGCGCACAAGCCAAAUCUACCCAGGAACACCUAGAGGAAGCUUUUGAAGAACAGGGCUACUACUUGCAACGCCUGUUCCUCCAUUAUGGGGAAAAUGGGACUCUGACCUAUGAGGGUCUGCAGAAGCUACUGGGCAGUUUGGGUUUGGGAGAGGUCAGCGUGUUAGAGAUUCAACAUAGUGGGGUGAAGCAUUCUUCUCCAGCUUUACCCCAUUCCCACUUACACGAAGACCAACAUCAUCAUCAGCCUACAAACUCACCACCAUUCAUAGAAAGUCCUCAUAUUGAAUCAGAGGUUAGUGGAUCUUCUGGAGAAUGGCAUCACUCGAAAUCUGACUAUUUCCCAUACCCCGGCCUGAGACAGAGACCUGAAAAAAUCUCGUUGCCAUCAAAGCACCCAACAGAGAAACACUUUCAUGGGAAUUGUCUGAAUGUAACCCAGCUCCUGUGGAACUUUGGGCUCGGCCAAGCAGCCCAUAUCACUCCUGCCCACUUUACCUUCAUCUGCCCUGCUCUCCUUUACCAGAUUGACAGCGGGGUUUGUCUGCGACACACCGAGGUCAAUGGACAGGACAACAGAACCAGUCAAGGUUUCCUCAGAGCACUAGGAUGGGCUUCUCUGGCACUUCUUGUGAUCAGUCUGCCCUCCUUGUUCGCCUUGGGAUUGGCACCUCUGCUUCGCCCUUCCAGCCUGCAGACGUUCCUCUGCCCGAUGGCUGGCAUGGCAGUGGGUACGCUUUGUGGAGACGCCCUCCUCCACCUUCUGCCCCAUGCCAUCUUCAGUGAGCACAAUGAACCUCAGGAUGCUGUUUUAAAGGGUCUGAGUGUGCUGGGGGGACUUUAUCUUCUUUUUGUGUUUGAGAGUCUUUUGAGGCUUAAGCAACAUUUCAAGAAAAGGAAACCUGAUGCUGAAUCUGGAAGAGAGUUGGAUGCACUAAAUGGUACUACAUCAACCAAUCAGAACGAGAGUUUAGAGACUGGGCACGGGCAUUCUCAUGAGCAGCCUGUGUCAGGGCAGAUGGGGAUCAAAAGCAUGGCAUGGAUGGUGGUCAUGGGAGAUGGGAUACACAACCUUACUGAUGGACUAGCUAUUGGUGUUGCAUUUUCUCAGAGCCUGACUGGUGGACUCAGCACCACAAUUGCUGUUUUCUGCCACGAGUUACCUCAUGAGCUAGGUGAUUUGGCAGUGCUGCUGGCUGCCGGCUGGCCCGUGCGCAGGCUGGCUGUGUUCAGUGUCAUCUCUGCCCUUCUGGGAUUUGUUGGUGUGUCAAUAGGAACAGCACUGGGGAACCAGUAUGCAGCGCACUCUCCAUGGAUUCUCACCAUUACUGCUGGGGUCUUCCUUUAUGUUGCUCUUGCUGACAUGAUGCCUGAAAUGCUUCAUGGUGAUGCUGGAUCUCAAAGUCCUCUAACGCGAUUCCUCCUGCAAAGCCUGGGCCUGCUGAUAGGGGGUGCCAUCAUGCUUUGCAUUGCCUUAUUUGAGGACCACAUUGCUGUCAGCCUGGGAGAUUUAUGACACGUCAAGACAACCAAAUGGAUGCCACAGUAUUGUGUACAUAUCUCAUCCUAUAUUUGACCUACUGACUGAUGCUCUGAAAUGCACUAAAUGGAUGAUGGGGCACAUACAUGAAUUUUGGUCAAAUUUUUUACCUCCUGUUAAAGGAAC